This is a messenger RNA of Cryphonectria parasitica EP155, 1569 nucleotides long. RefSeq lists its product as uncharacterized. Lineage: Eukaryota; Fungi; Ascomycota; Sordariomycetes; Diaporthales; Cryphonectriaceae. The record is from RefSeq and is a predicted model, not a curated record. Bases 184 to 915 code for a protein of 243 amino acids. The transcript has a single exon.
UCUCUCAAGACGCCCACCACGGCAACCUUCCCCACUGAUGCUCUGCGGUCUGCCUCGUCUGUCAGGACACCGCACUCGGCCGCAUCGCUCAAGGGACCGCUGUCUGCCGUCGGCCUCUUUUCUGCCGGCCUGCCCUCUGCCGGCCUUCCAUCAGCACCGUUCGACUACCCACCAACUCCCAGCAUGCUGUCGGCAAAGAUCGAGGAGAAACCAACGGAGAAGACCCCCAUCACGCCUCCGUUGGCUUACAUGGACUUCCUCAAGACUAUCAACCCUGCUUCGCCCGCCAUGGCGAGCCCUCCGCUCACGGCUCCCCUGCCGAGCAAGGCCUCCCUGAAGCGAACCUCGACUGGAGACAGCGUGGAGACGGUCCAGACAAUCAAGACGGAAGACGCUCCAGACAGCACCACAGAGGAAGAGAUCGACAGCGCGCCCACCUCUGCCACCACCACUGACAGCACCGCCACGGACUGCAGCUGUCCCGAUGGCGACCACAAAGACAAGGCGUCAAAGCCUUCACCCGCACCUAUCUCCACUAGGCAUCCGGCUUCACCAGCCGCCACAUACCCGCUCUCGGCCCCUGCCACAGGCCCAGCUACGUUCCCAAGCCUGCGUGUCCCGCCCAGCCCGGCGGUAGACAGCCCUGUGCGCUCACCCUGGAGUGCACGGAGCCUCAAGAGCCCCUUUGACUGGGAAGCAGCGCUGAAGGCGAGGAGGCAUGCAGAGGUUCUACUCCCGGCCCCUACCAGUGCCGGCCCGACUAGCGCAGGCGCCCAAGCGGGCCGGUGCGAGAAGAAGGGAACAAGUGUGAGGCAUAUUCGAGAGGUGGUCACCAGAACGGUCACGUAUACGCCGAGGAUGGAUCCCGCGCCAAGGGGGAAACGGAGGAAAUUGAACGAUGCAUCUGCUGAAUGAGACGACGAUGCAUGAAACAAAAAAAAAAAAAAGGAGAAAAAAAGGAGGAGAGGAGGAAGCAAACAAGAGGGACAGAGGAUCAGAAGCACCACAUUCUCGCGAGAACACACGAGUUUACAUCACACGACAUCAGACCAUCAAUCACUCUACGCCUUAUUUCCUUUGUCAGCCAACGAAUUGGCCCAGCCAUCAACUAACACCACCCUCGACUAUCAACUCAAGGGCUCUUAUCUACACCAUCCCAACACAAUAUCUCCUUUUACGUUGAUGAUCGUUCAUGACUUGCAUUCCCCCAAGAAAAUCCAUCCAAAAGGAGGAAUACGGAGUUGCGAGGCGAAACUUUUUUUGGAGGAUACGAAAUCUGAGGCCUCCCCGGCCAUCUUGCUUUGGACAUGUCUGUCACACACAAUCAAUCACAUGGGCACCCGGCGUUGCAGGCGGCGUCUCCGACCACAUUAUGUAUGGAAGCUGGGAGAUACCAUCGGCGGAUACCUACUUUUGCCCAAACCUGGGGCUGCUGUUUUUCCUUUUCUUGUUCUUCUUUAACUUGCUUUACUGCAACGGAAUGAGCUUUAUGUCUAUGCAACUGCUAUGCAAAUGGCCAUCAAGCUAGGCAGGCAGUUCUUGAACGAAUGCAAUCAUAUAUUUAUUCAG